AUGAAUUAACCAAUUUCUAUUAAUCUUAAAGAAGAAAAAGUGUGGUAUGAUAAGGGUAAUAAAUUGUUAUAUAUCGUAUUAAGGUUCAGCAUUAGCCGAUAAAAAUCAAUUUCAAGAAGCAAUUUAAUGUUUUAAUGAAGCUAUUUUUAUUAAUCCUAAAUAUGAUUUCGCUUUGAUUGGCAAGGGUAAUUUAUGUUUAUCGAAAAAUAUUAGGUAAUGCAUUAAUUAAAUUGGAGUAAUAUUAAGAUGCAAUUAAUUGUUACACCGAAGCUAUUUAUAUUAAUCCUAAAUCUGAAACUGCAUGGAGUGGCAAAGGUAAUUUAAUGUUCAUUAUUAAAAAUUAGGAUAUGCUUUAGGCAGUUUGUAUCAAUAUGAUGAAGCAAUUGAUUGUUUCAAGUAAGCCAUUUCUAUUAACCCUAAAUAUGAUGAUGCAUGGAAUUGGAAGGGUAAAAACUUUGUUCAAUUAUUAUAAUUAGGAAUUUCAUUAAGAAAUUUGAAUCAAGACUAAGAAGCAAUUAAAUGUUUCAAUGAAG
Messenger RNA from Paramecium octaurelia, 533 nucleotides. Lineage: Eukaryota; Ciliophora; Oligohymenophorea; Peniculida; Parameciidae. The record is from the annotation of a GenBank genome assembly.